Lactuca sativa (garden lettuce) is the source of this 2541-nucleotide messenger RNA. The record is from RefSeq and is a predicted model, not a curated record. Lineage: Eukaryota; Viridiplantae; Streptophyta; Magnoliopsida; Asterales; Asteraceae.
AUGGGCACGCAAGCAGUCCAGGUGGCACAUGUGGUGGCAACUCCUGUGCCACCACCCAUGGCAGGUCCGCCUUCAGCUGCAGGUAUCACAUCAAAUGGUGCCUAUGUUGGGAUAGCUCCACGAGGAGAGGUUGGAUCAUGGCAAAGAGAAUGCAAGCAAGAAGAGGAGGAAAAGAAACGUCAAAGGCGAGAAAGGAAAAAAGAAAAGAAGAAAGAGAAGGCAGUAGAGGAGGAAAUCGAGGUGGACCCUGAUGGGAUUUGGAGGUUUUGUUUCUUCCAAAAAGAUCGUGCUCAUAGAAUUGGGCAUAAGAAAGAAGUUCAAAUGUUCCGAUUUUGCACUGAGGAAGGUUGUACUGCUGAUGUCACAAUGAGAACCCAAAUCCAAUCAGAAUCCAUGCAGUCUGGGCUUGCAAUGCAACAUUUAGGUGAUCUUUUGCUAGAGCUUGGUCGCACAAUGCCCACAUUGCAUAUUGGAGAGUCUCUCAUGUCAACAACGAAUGACUAUAUUGAAGUACAAGAUGAGACGAUUGAAGUUGACAACCCAACCAAUGAUCAAGUUCCACAAGAAAAAGAGAAAAAAACUAAGGAAUUCAACCCAAGAUCGAAAGUUUGGAAAGAAUUUGAAAGGUAUAAGGACGAAAAUGGUGUUCAAAAAUGCAAAUGUAAGCAUUGUGGUGGCGGGAAUUACAAGUGCGAAUCGGGUGUUUAUGGGACCAAAAAUCUAGGAUAUCAUUUAACUAGAUGUAAAGCUUACUUGGAUAAAGUUAAUGGUGGACAAAAACAACAAGUUUUCCAACAUGGUGAUGAAAACAAAUUGUCAUCUUGGAAAUUUGAUCAAAAUGAGUGUCGGAAAGCUCUAGCUCACAUGUUGGUAGUUGAUGAACUUCCUUUUAGCUUUGUAGAAGGUACGGGCUUUAGGUAUUACAAUAGUGUUAACCAACCAUUGUUUAAAGUUCCAUGUAUAAGUACAAGCACAACAGAUGUCUACCAAUUGUUUGUAGACGAAAAAGAAAAAAUUCGUAACUUUAUUAAAAAAAAUGUUGGUAGAAUAUGUUUGACCACCGAUACGUGGACUUCUAAACAACAAUCAUGUUAUAUGUGUCUCACCGCCCACUUUAUUGAUAACGAAUGGAAAUUGAAAAAAAAAGUGUUGUGUUUUUCAUCUCAAGAGAGUCACCGUGGGGUUGAUAUUGGAAAAAUGGUUGAGAAAUGUUUAAUGGAGUGGGAAAUAGAAAAUGUUUUCACAAUUUCCGUUGACAAUGCAAGUGCGAAUGAUGUGGCAAUUGACUUCUUGAAAAAAAGUUUUCAAAACUCCAACAAGUGUCUUCUAAAUGGGAAAUGGAUGCACAUUCGAUGUGUUGCCCACAUUUUAAAUUUAGUGGUGCAAGAUGGCAUAAAAAAAGUUGAUAAGGCGGUUGAGAUAGUUCGAUGGGCGGUUAAAUGGAUUAGGCAAUCGCCUUCUAGAAUUCAUAAGUUUACCGAGUUUGCUAAGGUUGCUAAUCCCGGUAUAACAAAACAUUUGAAGAGAGAUGUGCCAACAAGAUGGAACUCCACUUACCAUAUGUUGGAAAUUGCCCAAGCUUACGAAAAAACUUUUGAUAGAUAUGAUCUUGAGGAAUUUGAUUUUCGGUACGAAAUUGAAAAGGCGGGUUUGUCUAUACCUUCAUCAAGCAAUUGGGAAAGGGUUAGGAAUGUAUGUCAUUUUUUAAAACCUUUUCAUGAUGUUACUUUGAGGAUUUCCGGGACACUUUAUGUAACAUCAAACACAUGCAUUGAAGAUAUAUAUUCCAUUCGUGCGCUCUUGGAUGAUGCUAUUUCCGAUUCUAGUCUUUGUGAUAUUGCAUUGGCCAUGAAAUUGAAGUUUGAUAAGUAUUUUGGCAACAUAGAAAAAAUGAAUUUAUUGCUCUACUUUGCUUUGAUUCUUGAUCCGAGGAACAAAGUAAAGUAUUUGGUUAUACUACUUGAGGAUCGUUAUGGAGAAAUGGGGGUGGAGGCCAAAAAGAAAUAUAUCAUGGAUUCUAUGAAUGAAUUAUAUAAUGAUUAUAUAAGAAUUCAUUCUCCAAGUUCUACUUCAAGUACUGCCGAGUCUACCACUUCAUCAUCGAUACUAGGGAAACGUCAAAACCCAGAUUUUAUGGCACCUAAUCCCCCAUUGAGAAAUAAACUAAGAGAAAAGAUGAAGACGAACAUAGUUGAAUCAAUUGGGGAGUUAGAAAAGUAUUUGCAAGAAAGUGUUGAAGACGACUCAGAAAUGUUUAGUAUUCUAGAUUGGUGGAAAGUGAAUAGUCCCAGAUUCCCGAUUCUAUCAUUGAUGGCAAGAGAUGUGUUUGCCAUUCCCGUCUCAACCGUAGCUUCGGAAUCCGUUUUUAGCACUAGUGGGAGGGUGUUGGAUCCGUUUAGGAGUUCUUUGACUCCUAAGAUUGUUGAAAGUUUAAUUUGUACACAAGAUUGGAUUCGGGGUAGCAUAAGUGACACAAUUGAUUAUGAAAAAGAUUGGGAAGAAAAUCAACAAAUUGACAAAGAAUUGAGCAAGAUGAAGUAG